AAAAUAGAAAAACUAUAGAAAGAAAUUGUAUAGUAAUAUUAAUAAGUAGCGUGCGUAACAGCUACUAGAAAGUUCUGAAAAAAGAAAAACCCUUGCCCGCCAAACAAAACUUACAUUGAGCUUUCGAUUCUUGUCUUCGUCUCUUUCUCUGUGUUUCAAUCAAAGCUUCGCAAAGAUGAGUACCAUGAAAUUUUGCCGCGAGUGCAACAAUAUUCUGUAUCCUAAAGAAGAUAGAGAUCAAAAGAUCCUCCUCUACGCCUGUCGCAACUGUGAUCAUCAGGAGAUAGCAGAGAGUAACUGUGUGUAUAGAAAUGAGGUACAUCACUCAGCAGCAGAGAGAACACAGGUAUUACAGGAUGUGGCCGCUGAUCCAACACUUCCUCGCACUAAAGCUGUUGAGUGCCAAGUUUGCAAGCAUCCUGAAGCUGUCUUCUUCCAGGCAACUGCAAGGGGAGAGGAGGGUAUGACACUGUUCUUUGUCUGCUGCAACCCAAUUUGUGGGCAUCGUUGGAGAGAUUGAGGCUCUGUGUGCAUAUUAAUCAAAAAUUCCAAGGAUGUAUUCAUGUCGGUGGAGAAUCCAGAUUAACAUUUCAUUUUCCUUAAUAACUCUGCACUUUUAUAUUACAUCAUUUCCAUAUUUUCCCUGUUGACUCCUGUAUAUUGUGGUAUUUUGACCGCGUACAAAGUGCCUGGUAAUUCCAUGAUUACUUAUUGAUGA
Messenger RNA from Ricinus communis (castor bean), 718 nucleotides. Its product is annotated as DNA-directed RNA polymerases II, IV and V subunit 9A. Gene Ontology annotation, cellular component: RNA polymerase II, core complex. Gene Ontology annotation, biological process: transcription initiation at RNA polymerase II promoter; transcription-coupled nucleotide-excision repair; DNA-templated transcription. Bases 176 to 520 code for a protein of 114 amino acids. Gene Ontology annotation, molecular function: zinc ion binding; nucleic acid binding; DNA-directed RNA polymerase activity. NCBI's taxonomy places the organism in Eukaryota, Viridiplantae, Streptophyta, Magnoliopsida, Malpighiales, Euphorbiaceae. The record is from RefSeq and is a predicted model, not a curated record. The transcript is spliced from 4 exons.